AUUCAGCGUUGUCAAUAAAUGAAAAAAUCUACCGGCAUCGGCAAAAAUAAACAAAAUUUAUACGAAAAGUCACGAAACCCACAACUUCUAAUAGGAUAUCUAGAUUUAUCGUGUUCUGUUCAAACUCUAAGAGUAAUUUUAUUAUAAAAUGGCUUCAAAAAAGCCCAAAACCGAGUUGGUGGCUAUUUGUAAACUUGAAUUUUACAGGAAACAGAAAAACUGGAAGUUUUGCUCUCAGAAACGUGAAGCGAAGGAUCCCAAUAAGAAACGUAGUAAAAGUACCAAUGCAAAACUGAACCAGACCUACAACAUAGCACCGGCACCCAAGAAGCCAGAUGCGGAACCAGUCCCAGUAGCCCCAGAACCUGCAGAGCCCGAGGAACAGCAGAACCUGGAUGAAGCGUUUGUGGAGGCGGAGACUGGGACAGCCUCAGAGUCGGACGAGCCCCCGGCGGAGGGGCAGGAUAUCUUGAAAGAUGUCCUUGAGACUGAGACAGGGAAGCCUUCAUCUCAAUCGGAGCCCCCCUGGAGCCCCUAUUCGCCACGCUGGUCCAUCCAACGCUGGGCGGAGCGCCACCGCCUCUGGAACACUGAACAUACCCAAGCUCCACCAUGCCCCACUUUUAAUCCAUCGUGCCCCACGUUUGAUCCACCGUGCCCCACGUUUGAUCCACCAUGCCCCACUCGCAGUUGCCUUACACAUGAUCCAAUAUAUCCUUUACAAAAUCAAGGCGUUAACCCUCCAACAUACCCUCAGAAAAACCUUCAAGACGCUAAUUGUCCUAUUUAUGAUAACAACUAUAAUAAAAUACAGCAAGACUUAUAUUCGAAUCAAAAUUUUCAACACUCGACUUACGACGCAAAUUACCCCACAUACACAAAACAUACAGAAUUCGACCCAAAAUAUGCAAGUGUGGUCUACUAUAACUCGUGCUACCAAGACUUUGAUGUGCCCCAUAGAGGGCACAAUGAGGCUUUUGUGCCCCAGAAUGAUGAGAUGAAUGUGGGGAAGGAGUGGGAUGAUAGGGAGUGGUGCGCGGGGGAGGGCGCGGGGUGGAGCGAGCCGGGUUGGCUGGCAGGCGGCGGCACUGGGGGUGAGCGGGGGCGCGGGGAGCGGGCCGGGCGGGGAGGACGCCGUGGACGGGGGCUGGCGGCGCGACCUGAGUUCGGUGUCUCGCUGCGACAGCCUGCCUUCGGUGGCGAGCAGCGAAUUCAUUCGCGGCGCCGCGCUCGCCCCACACUCUACACAGAUCGACCUGCUGCUCGGCCCAGAACCAGCGACCGCAUUAACCGGCCCCGCUCUGGCCGCGGCCGUGGCUCGACACACCGCUGCCCUCCGCGAGCUUCUACACGAGGCACACCGCCGGCAACAGAUAUCUUCAAAGGAAGCGCCGCCCUACGACGAAAUCCCAGUUCGCGACCCCGGCCCCACCCAGCACCACCUUCCCCUGCGCUUCAACGACCCUAUCCUGGCCGGUUCCUUCCGGACCACCCCCGACUUGCAGGGGCAGACGGGGCAAGCGGGACAGGUAACAUGUUGCCCCACAGGUACCGCGACCCCGGCCCCACCCAGCACCACCUUCCCCUGCGCUUCAACGACCCUAUCCUGGCCGGUUCCUUCCGGACCACCCCCGACUUGCAGGGGCAGACGGGGCAAGCGGGACAGCACCACCUUCCCCUGCGCUUCAACGACCCUAUCCUGGCCGGUUCCUUCCGGACCACCCCCGACUUGCAGGGGCAGACGGGGCAAGCGGGACAGGUAACAUGCUGCCCCACAGGUACCGCGACCCCGGGCCCACCCAGCACCACCUUCCCCUGCGCUUCAACGACCCUAUCCUGGCCGGUUCCUUCCGGACCACCCCCGACUUGCAGGGGCAGACGGGGCAAGCGGGACAGGUAA
Messenger RNA from Cydia fagiglandana, 1900 nucleotides. RefSeq lists its product as uncharacterized. Bases 149 to 1900 code for a protein of 583 amino acids. Lineage: Eukaryota; Metazoa; Arthropoda; Insecta; Lepidoptera; Tortricidae. The transcript has 8 exons. The record is from RefSeq and is a predicted model, not a curated record.